Molecule: messenger RNA, 3309 nt
Organism: Cadophora gregata
Lineage: Eukaryota; Fungi; Ascomycota; Leotiomycetes; Helotiales; Ploettnerulaceae
Gene: TFC4
Product: transcription factor TFIIIC subunit tfc4
Exons: 6
Coding region: 1-3309 (1102 amino acids)
Biological process (GO): transcription by RNA polymerase III
Cellular component (GO): transcription factor TFIIIC complex
Molecular function (GO): protein binding
Source: RefSeq, a predicted model, not a curated record
AUGAGCCAACAGAAUGGACAAGGUAAGGCAUGGCAGCCUGAUUAUUUCGCUAUCCAGUCAGCUUGGUUGAAGAAUCCGACAUCUUCGGCCGAUUCUCACCUCCGAUACGAACCAAUCUACAAAAGUCCAAACCAGAAUGCUCCGGCGGAGGAUACAGCGGAUCAUGGCCGAGCAAAAGUUGACGCUCAAGGAGACCAACAUCCGAGCUAUGAAGGAGGGAAUGAAGACGAUAGGGAGAGGACCCCAGAAGGUGAUCCGGAGCCCGAAGAUACCAUUUUUAUGGGAGGAGCUGGCGAUGUGAAUUCUGACGAGGAGCAUGGAGAUGCCGAGCGACCAGAUAUCAUGAUUCGUCCUACAGCCUUGAUGAACUUCGAGAGGAAUAUUCUGCAAUCCAAGAAGCCUUCGUUCAGAAGGAAAGUUCCCACUUUGACGCGCCAAAGCAUGCUCGGGAUGCGAGAUCUUGACGACGAAGUCGAAGAUGACGACGACGAUGACGGGAGUGAAGAUGAUAACGAUGAACGGAUAUCAGCCAUGGGCGAAGGAGAGGAUGGUCAACCGCCUCGAAAGAAAAGACGAUGGUUAGGCCCUAGAGGUCCUGGAACAGGUACCAAAAGAGGUCCACGAAAGGCCGCCCCAAUGGCCCCCGAUGUUGCCAAGAGAAUGGGGGAGGCCAACAACCAUUGGAUGGCAGGGGAUUUCGAACGUGCCGUUGAAGUUGCUUUGGACGUCAUUCGUAUCAAUGCCGAGACCUACCAAGCAUGGAUCUUGCUGGCCACUAUCUGGGAUGAUGAGGGGAAAUUAGCCAAAGCUGCCAAUGCACUGUUCUAUGCCGCGCAUCUUCGACCAAAACACUUGGAAGCGUGGAUGACAGCGGCGAAUUAUUGCCUAGAGCGCACAGGAAAUGCUAAGGAAUCGUUCUAUCCCACUGCAAGCCAAUGUCUAUCUUUUGCUCUCAGGCAGAUCCCCAACUCUUAUGAACCUCGCAUCAAGAAAGCCAGACUCAAUUUCAUCCGGGGCAAGUACCAGGUGGCAGUAUCAGAUUUCAACAAAGCGCUCAAGCUUCGGCCUCAUGACAGAGAGGUUCUCAGAGAGCUCGCGAAUGCUUGCUUUGAAUACGGCUUAGCUACUGAUGGCAUUGGCCAGUACCAAAAGACGAUUUCUCACCUACGGUCAGUUCCUGAUGAGACCGGUGCUCAGUUCUCAUGGGAAGACACGGUACUAUACGUCUCACUCCUCGAGUACGAUGAUCGGUGGGAGGAGGCGAUCAAGGAGAUCAGAUCAAUUUCUCGUUGGCUUUUGGGUCGGGAAGACGAGGUUUUCUGGGACGAUGUCACUGACAACGAUUGCGAAUGGGAUGUUGAUGACUCCAGGAGGAAGGAGAUCUUAGAAUUCAAUCCUCUCAGCUAUCCUUUGUCAACUUAUGGUGCCAGUCUGAUUCUCGAACUUCGAGUUAGGCUUGGGAUCAAUCGAUUGAACCUUGGUCACUUUGAGGAGGCAAUGUUGCACUUUUCUUAUCUGGAUCCACACGACGAACGUGGACAGCAACGGGUUGUUGAAUAUCCGCAGCUUUUCCGUGAAGUGGCAGAUUCCUUGUUUGAAGCUACUUAUUAUGAGGAAGCCUUGGUUUUCUACAAGCCUCUAAGACAAGUUCCUGAGAUAGUCGACACAAAAAUGCUGAAUAGCAUGGGCAAAUGCGCACAUGAGUUAGGAUCGCUUAGCGAAGCCGAGGAGUACCAUCUAGCUGCAGCACUUGAUGCGGAUGACGUGGAGUCUCGAUCGGCACUGGCAAGAAUCUACGAUGCUCUAGGAGAUAAGCAAAGUGCAUUUAAUAUGAUCAACGAAAUCGUAUUGCUCAACAGGAACACCGCACUUCUCCCCGAAGGAUUUCGGCGCCAAAAUCCAAAGCUUCCAACCAGUGAAACCAUUCGGGCCUUAGAAGAGUCGGGAGCAGAGUCUUUCCUGCAGCCUGCAGUGGUAAGAAAAACUAAAGGGCGAAAAAAGCCAGAGGAUUCCAGUGUCAAGGAUAGAUGGGGUUAUGGCUAUGCAAUACUAAAAGCACAGCGCCUGCAAGAGGAGUUCAAGACCGCGGAGAAGAACAGAGAUCUCAUGAGAGCGGGUGAUCCAGGAGCCACAGCCAAAUGGAUGGAGGCGACAGAAGAGCUUAUAAAUGACUUCAAGCGGUUCAAGGCUUUCUAUCCGUGGGAAAAAUAUGUUAGAUUUACAGGGUACAGCAAAGCAAAUUUUGUGGAGGGCUAUGCAUCAUUAACUGAGGACUUGAGUGCCAUGGCAGAGCGAUUGUCCAACGAUAAAGACGUUACUGCGGGCCUUGAAGGCAGCAUUGAAUCUCAGUUCGAAGUUUCCGACAAAUAUCGAGGCAUCCCAUUUGCCACAUGGUUAGACUUCUUCAUGGAAUUCGCAAUGUUCCAUGCACGGAAGGGCGAUUUGAAGAAAGCGUAUGCGACGUGUCAAGCAGCCGCCGACUCGAUCGUAUGGUCGCAUUCACAGGAUGACACCUUCGUCAUACAUCUCUGCAUGUGCAUGUGUAGCAUUUUUGCAAAUGACGAACGCACCGCUUUAGACGCCUCCAAACACUUCACGAAGAAAUUUCAGUUCACGACCGACUCUUAUCGUUUGACUUCUGCGCUUGCAAGAGUGGUUCACUCGCCCCUCUCGUGGUACUGCGGCGGCCCAAUGCAAAAAUACAUCCUUCGACAGAUCAAACUGAUGGAUUAUUCCUUGGUUGACGAAGAAGGCAAGAAGAAGAUCACAGAGAAAGGGUCCUAUUUUGCCGUGGAUGAACAUGGCCGCCCCAUUGUCAAUACAGACAUGGAUAUCAAUCUGCUGAUGAUGUACGGCUAUAUUCUGUACUCCAGUAAUAGUUACUCGCUGGCUCUCAAUUACUUUUUCCGGUGCUAUGCACUUGAUCCCCAAAAUGCAGUCAUCAACCUCAUGAUAGGUCUCGCUUAUAUCUCCGACUGCCUGAAGCGGCAAACCGAAAACAGACAGUACAGCGUUCUCCAAGGCACAACAUUCAUGCUUGCCUACUAUGAAACCCGCAAAAAUUCCAAGCACCUUGAAGAGCGACAAGAAGCUCAUUAUAAUAUGGCCAGAGCCUAUCACAUGCUUGGCCUCCCACACUUAGCUCUUCCAUACUACCAGAAAGUACUGGAUGAAGUUUCCCACGGAACGCCACGGUCCAUGCGUGAGGACAUUGUUGUUGAUACUGCUUAUAACCUGCAGCUUAUGUAUACAACAGCGGGUAAUCUUGAGUUGGCGAGGCAGAUCACGAAGCGUUGGUUGGUGAUAUGA